ACUUAAUAUUCAAUAAUUUAUUUACUAGUGUUGAAAUUAGGCUAUUGUCGAGAAAGAAUGAAGAAAUCGUUGGAAAAAGUAUCUUCAGACAGAUCGUCUUCAGAACCGGGAAAUCUAUUUUCCUUCAAACGUUAUUUUAUUAAUAAUUUGGACUCAUAUCAUGGCGAAUACGUCUUAAAGGAAUUUUCUAAAAUGUUAGACAAAAAUUUGGUUGCAUCUUCAAGAGAGUCAUCUCUGACGGCCGUGGGAGAGGAUGCCGAGCCCCUGUUACGACCACCACCCGAACAACCAUAUGAAAUUAUUGGUACUGUUAGUGACAUAAAAAUGAAAAGUUUAGACAAUGUUACCAGAAUAAUUUCAAAAGCUGAAUGUUUACCUCAGAUGCUUACUUGUGGUACUGUUAUUUUGGAUAUAAGCAGCGAUAGAACCGAACUUAAUAUUGUUUUAGACUAUUUGCAAAUUCUGAAGGAUUUAUUAGAAAAACAGACACUGCUAAACACAACAUCAUCGGUUGUGGAAGACGGAGGAGGAGAGUCGAAAAAACGAUAUUUAAUAUUAAUUUCAACUGUUAUGACAUGGGCUGCUACAAAACCGUUGGACCCGGACACUCCAGACAUGCCAUUCAUCGAGUCGGAUUUCCGUAAAAGGAAGCCCCAUUCUAAUUACAAAAUGCAUUAUGAUAUUGAAAAUGAAAUAAUAGCUAUCGCGAGAAAGUAUAAAACACAAAUUGGUGCUUUGGUCGUGAACGCUGGUGUAACAUACGGUGGACGCGAAGAUGUUCUCUUCUACUGGUUCCAGAAGGCCUGGGAAUGUGAAAGGAUUUUACCAUUACUUGGUCACGGUGGAAAUGCAGUGCCGUUGAUUAAUGUGCUCGACUUAGCACAAAUAAUAUACAAUUUGGUGACAGACUUCCCGAAAAAGCUUUAUAUUUUAGCAGUAGAACAAAAUGUCACAAAACAAAGAGAGAUAAUAAAACCACUUGGCCGAACUGUGGGAUCGGGAAUGUUUAAGUGUAUACCCCCAGAAGACGCUUUUUUGAUUCCGGAAAUUAACCAAAGGAUUUUCGAUUUGAUGACGCUAAAUUUAAAUAUGGAACCUACCUUUAUUGUGGAGACAAUGGGACUUCAGUGGAGUUCAGAAUUAUCCUUUGCCGAGAACGUACCUGUGCUUAUGAAGCAAUUUAAAAAAGAGAGAGGACUGAAAUCGUUCAAAGUUAUAGUUUAUGGUCCGCCAAUCGUAGGAAAGACGACAUUGUCUAAACUGAUAUGUGAGGCAUAUGGAUUAGUGUAUAUUUCACCAGAAACAGUAGCUCAAGAUAUUUUAGAUGAUCUUGCUUGGCGAGUAAAUCACUGGGAGGUUGGCGAGAUGACAACUGUUGGAAUGGCCGUUGGCGAUGAAAAGGCCCCUGCGUUGGCAGAUAAUGGUGACGAUAUUGGUGAUGAGGAAGGUGUGCAGGAAACUGCAAAACAGGCAUUAGCCAUUUUGCGGUCUGGCCGAAUACUAAGUGAUGAUGAUGUCAUGGGAUAUAUACGCCAGAGACUUCUGAGUCGUGAAGCUUUGAACAGAGGUUGGGUUCUUGAUGCAUUUCCUACAUCUAUGGCUCAAUGUAUAACACUUUUCGAUAAAGCCGAUGAACAAGAUUCUGAUAUUGGGGUUGAAAAGGAAGAAGAGGAAUUUGAUGAAGACAUCGAUUUGUUUAGCAAUGUUUUGAAAAAGUUACUUCCAGACAUUGUGGUAUCUUUAGAAGCAACGGACGAUUUUAUAUGUGAGAAAGCGAUGCGUCAGCCAGAAGGCGACUCGCGCUUAGACGAAGAAGCCGUACUGAAACGACUAAGCGAGUUCAGGGCCGGGGACACUAGAGACGUAUCGCCUCUUAAUUUUUUCGAUGAACUGGAUAUACAUCCUCUUGUCGUGCCUGUUAAGGAGCAUGCCGACUACUCUAUGAAAGUAUCAUACGCAGCGGUUACUCUACGAAUGGGGAGGCCUUGUCGGUACGGCAAACUUAUUGCUCUUAUAGAAGCAGCUGAAAAGAAAGAAAAGGAAGAACUUGAGACGUUGCGCGCUAAAGAAGCCAAAGCGUUAAAAGAUCUGGAGAAAAAACUAAAGGAGGAACGUGAAGAGAAAAUGGAGUAUUGGUCUGAAUUAUAUGCAUUGAUGCGCGAGGAGGAGGAAGCUGCCCUAGCUGCGGCAGGAGAGCCUAUGCGUAAUUACUUAGUACAUCAUAUAUUCCCCACCCUAACACCAGCUCUUCUCGAAGUGGCUAAAUUGAGACCUGAAGAUCCCAUUGACUUUCUUGCUGAAUAUUUAUUCAAAUUGAAUCCAAGUGGGAAAAUGCUUGAACCAGGUUACAAUUUACAAGCUGAAAAGUUGUUGGGGAAGAUUAAAGUACUAGACGAUGCACUUAAAGAUUUAGACAUUAAAAUGGAUCCGCUUUUGCCACCCGAAGCUGACGUUGAUGAAACCUACAUAUCAAAAAAGAAUAUAAACAAAAUGAAUGCCCUUUAAAUAAAAAUAAAUAUGUAUAUCGUACCGACACAGGGCACUUUUUACAAUUUCAAUAUUGCAUUUAUACUUACUUAUUUUAAAUAUUUAAUUUACGAACCAAUACGAAUAGUUGAAUAUUACCUUUGGAAAUAAUUAUAGCAAUGCCAUGUUUUGUUAGAUUAUUAAUUGUAGUAUAAUGGCAUGUUAGUACAUUGAUGUUAUCUGUAUUAGAUCGAUGACACAUACCGUGCUGUGUAUUUUCUAUAUCUACCAUUAUACAGUUGUGUGUUGUGUAAUGUUUGUGGUUUAUAUGCCACAUGUUUCAAUAUUGAGAAUGGAGAGUAAUGUACGUAGAUAUAUGAUGAUAUAAAAUACCUCAUCAUGUUGCUAUUAAUAAAAAUA
This is a messenger RNA of Achroia grisella, 2886 nucleotides long. RefSeq names its product adenylate kinase 7-like. Gene Ontology annotation, cellular component: cytoplasm. The transcript is spliced from 16 exons. Gene Ontology annotation, biological process: nucleobase-containing compound metabolic process. The coding region runs from base 58 to 2505 and encodes 815 amino acids. The record is from RefSeq and is a predicted model, not a curated record. NCBI's taxonomy places the organism in Eukaryota, Metazoa, Arthropoda, Insecta, Lepidoptera, Pyralidae. Gene Ontology annotation, molecular function: ATP binding; AMP kinase activity.